Messenger RNA from Exophiala viscosa, 1125 nucleotides. RefSeq lists its product as uncharacterized. The record is from RefSeq and is a predicted model, not a curated record. Lineage: Eukaryota; Fungi; Ascomycota; Eurotiomycetes; Chaetothyriales; Herpotrichiellaceae. The transcript has 3 exons. Bases 51 to 944 code for a protein of 297 amino acids.
CUGGAUUUGACAAUGUAAAGGGGGCCAACCAUAAUCAUACCCUCUCCAUCAUGGCCAAGAUUUCCUGUGACGACUCUCUUUUUCAAGCUCUGUCAGGCAAGGUUGUCGUCCUUACAGGCGGUGCCACUGGAAUCGGUCGGUCUACGGUUCAGCAAUUUUGUGAACAUGGAGCCAAGGUCGUUUUUGGCGAUAUUCAUGAUAAAGCUGCAGAAAAGCUGGCAUUGAUGCUAGGUUCAUCCGUCGUCUUUCAACACUGUGAUAUCACCGUAUAUGACCAACAAUUGGCCCUUUUUGAGCGAGCAGAGAACCGAUUCGGUGGUGUCGACAUUGUGGUGGCGAAUGCGGGAGUCCUGAACCCAGACGACCGAUUUGCUCCGUCGCAGGAUCUCACUGUCGAACCUCGGUUUCCGGAGAUUGAUGUAAAUCUCAAGGGCAGUCUGUACACUACACGGAUCGGCCUAGACUAUCUUCGCCGACAUAAAGGUGGUGACUUGGUCCUUCUCAGCAGCAUUGCCGGAUUUAAGGAAGCUGGUGGUCUCACGCCGUAUCUUGCCAGCAAGCACGGGAUCAUUGGAAUCCUUCGUGGUCUCAGGCUUACUACAGGUCCAACGAUCCGUGUAAAUGCCGUUUCACCAUGGAUGACUCGGACUGCAAUGGUUCAUGGAAUUGAGGAUGGGUGGAUUAAUCAGGGACUACCUGUCAAUCAGCCGUCGGACGUAGCCCGUGCCGUGCUUAUUUGCGCAACAGCCAACCGAGGUUCAGGAAAGACACAUCCUGGAUGUCGACUUCCCUUUAAUGGCAAGAACCUUUUCGUAGCUGGAAGCGAGGCAUACGAAAUUGAAGACAAGCUGUGGGAGCUGGAGCCGGUGUGGCUGGGAGAGGACAAUAGCAAAGCCUUGGAAAAGGGCCAAAGCUAUCUCGCGGCUGAUCAGACUCAGUGGUAAGGUCAUCUUCCGUAAAGCUCAGUGGUAAACUCAAUAGACAAAACCCUGUCUCCCCAAAGCCGGCUCCAUGUUCAAGGAAUCCGGAUAAUCGACCUCAUCACCAUCAUACCUCGUGGGCACUGUAGAAACGUGGGAAGCAGUUGUGUACGGUCGCUGCGAGGGUGGUGGAGGUACAGUUUGC